AUGUAUAUGUGGCUCAAACUUUUGGCGUUUGGUUUUGCCUUUCUGGACAUGGACCUGCUUGUUACAGGUAAAUCCAGGGCUUCCAUUGAUAUAACAGGAUUGACCACAACAGGACAGCCCAGUGGUCUGUCUCCAAGUGACCCCUUACCUGCUGGCACCACUGCAUUCUCACCCACAAGCAUCUCUGAACGAGCGCAUGACUCCUCAGAGACCACAUCUCCUCUGGGUCCAAGCAAUAUUCCAAAUAGUACUAGUGCUCUUGGCAUAACAGGUGUUACCUCAGCACAGACGCCUCACCUUCUCACGCAUGGAAACUCGCAGGCGCCCUCUGCCGAAUCUGACAAUCACACACCCAGCAGCAAGGCUGCCCUUACUGCACUCACCCCUGCUCCUGGCAGGAAUGAUACAGCAGGUGUCAGAAGAGAGGAGGAGAGCACAUUCACCACCUUUCCCACAGACAAGGCUUUCACCUCUGUAACCCCCCACAGCCCUGCACACAGCAGCCAGGCUGCUGCCUUACCUGCACGCAUCUCCAACAUCACCACUCAAGAUCACUCCUCAGCUACUACUCAGGCACAGCCAUCAUGUGAUGAAAAAUAUGCAUCAAUCUCUGUGGAAUACGAAUAUAGCAACACAAGCAACUCAUACAGGGCAAAGCUAAUUACUCCAGACCCAGUGAAGUGUGACCCUAGUUGUGAAAACCUAAAGGGAUGUAAACCUACAUCUGUUUCUAUAUCCCAUGAUUCAUGUGUUCCUCCACUUAAAAAUUUAACAUUAGAUGUACCACCAGAACGUGACGUUUUUCAAUUAAAAGACUGUACAAAGGCUGAAGAAGCAAAUACUUCUAUUUGUUUAAUUUGGGCAACAGCUGUUUCCUUCGCCUGUGAGGGAAAUAUUACCUACAAAAUUACAUGUGGUAAUUCAUCAUCUAAUAGUAUUAUUAAUAGUAGUAUUACAAUAUCACAUCUUGCCUAUGCAACAACUUAUAAUUGUCAUUCAGAAUUAUUUUAUAAUCAACAAAAAUUUAUUGAUGAAAUAAAAUCUGUCACAACAGAUCCUACAGUUCCAGGAAAACCUGGGAAUCUUACUUGUCGAAAUGAAUCAAGUACAGAUCAAGAAGAAAUUACCUGGACACCCCCUCAAACUUCUUUUCAUAAUUUUUAUUUUUGUUAUUCAAAUGAUUCAGACUAUUGUGAGAAUCUGGGACCAAAUCAAAACAGUUAUAUUUUGAAGAAUCUGAAACCUUAUACAUUAUAUCGUAUAUCAUUAUUUGCCUAUACCAAAGGACGAAUGCAACGUAAUGGGUCUUCUGAGUCAUGUACGUUUCUAACAGAAAUGAAAAAGCCAAGUGAGGUCAAGGACAUAUCUGUCCUCCUGGAAUCAGAUAAUAGUGUGACUGUGAAAUGUAACCCUCCUGAUGACCGUCAUGGCCCUGAGUCAAGAUACUACCUGAAUGUAACAAGUGCAGUAAGCAGAAGUACUACAUAUAAUAAUACUAUAUGCUCAUUCUUCAUAAAAAAUCUUCACUAUUCAACAGAAUAUGUGUUUAAGGUCUAUUUUUACAAUGGAAAAUAUUAUGGACCUGAAACUAUAGCAACCAAGUCAACAUCUUAUAAUUCUAAAGCACUGAUUAUAUUUCUGGCAUUUCUGAUUAUUGUGACAUCAAUAGCCCUGCUUAUUGUUCUCUACAAAAUCUAUGACCUGCAUAAGAAAAGAUCCUGCAAUUUAGAUGAACAACAGGAACUUGUUGAAAGGGAUGAUGAAAAACAAUUGAUGAAUGUGGAGCCAAUCCAUGCAGACGUUUUGUUGGAAUCAUAUAAGAGAAAGAUUGCUGAUGAAGGGAGACUAUUUCUGGCUGAAUUUCAGAGCAUACCACGGGUGUUCAGCAAAUUUUCUAUUAAGGAUGCUCGAAAGUCCUUUAACCAGAAUAAAAACCGUUAUGUUGACAUCCUUCCUUAUGAUUAUAACCGUGUUGAACUCUCUGAGAUAAAUGGAGAUGCAGGGUCAAACUAUAUAAAUGCCAGCUACAUUGAUGGUUUCAAAGAACCCAGGAAAUACAUUGCUGCACAAGGACCCAGAGAUGAAACUGUUGACGACUUCUGGAGGAUGAUUUGGGAACAAAAAGCCACAGUUAUUGUGAUGGUCACUCGGUGUGAAGAAGGAAACAGGAACAAGUGUGCAGAAUACUGGCCAUCAAUGGAACAGGGUACCAAGACUUUUGGAGAUGUGGUUGUAAAGAUCAACGAGCACAAAAGAUGCCCAGAUUAUAUUAUUCAGAAGUUGAACGUUACAAAUAAAAAAGAGAAAACAACUGGCAGAGAAGUGACUCACAUUCAGUUCACCAGUUGGCCAGAUCAUGGGGUUCCUGAAGAUCCUCACCUGCUCCUCAAGCUGCGACGAAGAGUAAACGCUUUCAGCAACUUCUUCAGUGGCCCCAUUGUUGUGCACUGCAGUGCUGGUGUUGGGCGGACAGGCACCUAUAUUGGAAUUGACGCCAUGCUAGAGGGCCUGGAGGCAGAAAACAAAGUGGAUAUUUAUGGCUAUGUAGUCAAGCUACGGCGACAGAGGUGUCUGAUGGUUCAAGUGGAGGCACAGUACAUCUUGAUCCAUCAGGCCUUGGUGGAGUAUAAUCAGUUUGGGGAAACAGAAGUGAGCUUGUCUGAAUUACACCCAUAUCUAUACAACAUGAAGAAAAGAGAUCCCCCCAGUGAGCCAUCUCCACUAGAGGCUGAAUUCCAGAGACUUCCUUCAUAUAGGAGUUGGAGGACACAGCACAUUGGAAAUCAAGAAGAAAAUAAAAGUAAAAACAGGAAUUCUGAUGUUAUUCCAUAUGACUUUAACAGAGUGCCACUUAAACAUGAACUGGAAAUGAGCAAAGAAAGUGAGCAUGACUCAGAUGAAUCAUCUGAUGAUGACAGUGACUCAGAGGAAACCAGCAAAUACAUCAAUGCCUCUUUUAUAAUGAGUUACUGGAAACCUGAAGUGAUGAUUGCUGCUCAGGGACCACUGAAAGAGACCAUUGGUGACUUUUGGCAGAUGAUAUUCCAAAGGAAAGUCAAAGUUAUUGUUAUGCUGACAGAGCUGACAAAUGGACAACAGGAAAACUGUGCCCAGUACUGGGGAGAAGGAAAGCAAAUAUAUGGAGAUGUAGAAGUUGAUAUGAAAGACACAAGCAGAUCUUCAGCUUAUACUGUCCGUAAAUUUGAACUGAGACAUGCCAAGAGGAAAGAUACCAGAACUGUGUAUCAGUAUCAAUAUAAUAACUGGAAUGUAGAUGAACUUCCUGUAGAACCCAAAGAAUUAAUCUCUAUGAUUCAGAGCCUCAAACAAAAACUUCAGAAGAAUUCCACUGAAGUGAAUAAGUAUCACAAGAAUGUGCCUCUCCUCAUUCACUGCAGAGAUGGAUCUCAGCAAACAGGAAUAUUUUGUGCCUUAUUUAAUCUCUUGGAAAGUGCAGAGACAGAAGAGGUGAUAGAUGUUUUUCAAGUAGUAAAAUCUCUACGCAAAGCUAGGCCAGGAAUGGUUUCCUCAUUUGAGCAAUACCAAUUCCUAUAUGACAUCAUUGCCAGCAUCUACCCUGCCCAAAAUGGACAAGUAAAGAAAGGCAACAACCAAGAAGAUAAAAUUGAAUUUGAUAAUGAAGUGGACAAAUCAAAGCAGGAUGUGAAUUCCAUUAGUCCUUCUGGUGCUCUUGAUAAGACCCAGGAAGGAAACAAAGAGGCUGAAGAUUCAGAACCCACAAGAGGUACCAAGGAACUAGAAUGUUCUGCCAAUGGUCCUGCGAGUCCAGCCUUAACCAAAAGUGCAUAG
Orycteropus afer afer is the source of this 3810-nucleotide messenger RNA. The record is from RefSeq and is a predicted model, not a curated record. Lineage: Eukaryota; Metazoa; Chordata; Mammalia; Tubulidentata; Orycteropodidae.